Messenger RNA from Dentiscutata erythropus, 519 nucleotides. NCBI's taxonomy places the organism in Eukaryota, Fungi, Glomeromycota, Glomeromycetes, Diversisporales, Gigasporaceae. The record is from the annotation of a GenBank genome assembly.
GUAAAACCAGACAAGAAAAGCAACAACAAGAGAAAUAAUACGCCAAUGGAAGAAGCAAAUGCUGAAGCUUCAGGAAGUAAGAUAAACCCACAGAUAGUAAUAUUAACAAAUGAAAAAAUAAUAGAAGAUAACGUCAAUACAAACACAGAAGUUAUGGAAGAAAUCGAAAGUAGAAAUAACGAAUUACAAGAAGAUAGUAAAAUGACUACCAGUCCGAAUGGCGCAGUAACUUCAACGCAAAAAAAUAUAAAAUCUGAACCUACGCAAGAAAAAUCAUGGAAAAAAAUAUCAGACAAUAGAAUGAUUUCUGCAUUAUACGAUAAUGAAGAAGAAAUGGAAAAGAGCAAUGUGAAACUGUGGAACGUGCCGUUGGGAAUGAAAAACAAAGAGCUCAAAGAAGACCUAGAAAAUAAAUAUGGUGAAAUAGAAAGACUAACCAUGAGAGUCAAUAACAUGUGGCAAUCUGCAGUUACUAUUUUUAAAGAAAAAGAAGAUGCAAAAAAAGUCAUGGAAAAAUAG